Molecule: messenger RNA, 5567 nt
Organism: Alosa alosa (allis shad)
Lineage: Eukaryota; Metazoa; Chordata; Actinopteri; Clupeiformes; Clupeidae
Gene: esyt2a
Product: extended synaptotagmin-like protein 2a
Biological process (GO): lipid transport
Molecular function (GO): lipid binding
Source: RefSeq, a predicted model, not a curated record
GCAGGAUGUGGGCAGAGGGCGGGACCACUGGCAGCUCGCUCUCCGCAGAGUUUCAGGUUCGCACGCGAGAUUCUGCCUAUGUGGCAGGCGGAGAGGAUUGACGUUAGCUCGAGCAGGCCGAAAGUAGCGAGGGCGGGGGAUCAACACCGCAAACCAAAAGUUAACUGGGAGAGGUGAAUGAUUAACAACGACGAGAGUGUCCAUUCGAACCAGCCUUAUCUUACUGCCGUCUGAUCCAAUCACUCUCUUUACCUGACGCGCGACUCUCACGCGUCCCCGGACACACUCGAGUCUUCCACCGACCGGUCGCUCCUCACGGGGUCGCUCCAGAGCGAAGGCAUGCGCCGCAGCCACUCCCACACGUACUGACCUUGUUUUGAAACUUUUGGGCUGAGUGUGUGUGUGUGUGUGUGUGUGUGUGUGUGUGUGAGAGAGAGAGAGAGUCUGUGUUUUCGUAAGAGGGAGAGAGUCUGUGUUUUCGUGAAAGGGAGAAGAGACUAGUGAGGAAAUGACCACGGAAGGGCAGGCGACGAGGCCAGACGGUCCCGUGUCGGCGCCACCGAGCCCCGCCAGUCCUCUCGCGCCUGUAGAGCCGGACGACGAGCCGCAGUCGUCGAUCACGGACGCAACGCAGGCAGGGAUUAAGUUCGCCAAAACGUUUGCGCUCAUCUUCCCUAUCUACGUCGUGGGCUAUCUCGAGCUCAGUUUCAGCUGGGUCCUGAUCGGGCUUGCGCUGCUUUUCUGGUGGCGACGGACGCAUGGACACCGGAAUACACACAUCAACCGGGCGCUGGCGUUUUUUGAGCACAAGGAAAAAGUCGUGCGGCAGAGUUUACCAUCAUCCGAGCUGCCACCGUGGGUUCAUUUCCCUGACGUGGAGAGAGUAGAAUGGCUUAACAAGACGGUGAAACAGAUGUGGCCUUUCAUCUGUCAGUUUGUUGAUAAACUUUUCCGAGAGACCAUCGAACCAGCCGUCAAAGGAGCCAACACACAUCUGAGUUCCUUCUGCUUCACCAAGAUAGACAUGGGAGACAAGCCCCUCAGGGUGAAUGGAGUGAAGGUCUACACUGAGAAUGUAGAUAAACGACAAAUCAUCAUGGACCUUCAGAUCAGUUUUGUAGGAAACACGGAGAUUGAUGUGGACAUCCAGAAGUACUACUGCAGAGCAGGCAUCAAGAGUAUACAGCUGCAUGGAGUCCUGCGGGUCGUCAUGGAGCCGUUGCUAGGAGACAUGCCUCUGAUUGGAGCUCUGUCAGUCUUCUUCCUCAAGAAGCCUCUGCUGGACAUCAACUGGACGGGGCUGACCAACAUGUUGGACAUUCCUGGUCUGAAUGAUCUGUGUGAUAACAUUAUUCAGGACAUCAUCUACAGCUACCUGGCACCCAACAAGUCAACAUCCACUCUAGUGGGAGAAGGCACUGAAACUCGCUUCCCAAUGCCCAAGGGUGUGCUGCGAGUGCACUUCCUGGAGGCGCAGGACCUGGUGGGGAAGGACAAGUUCCUGGGGGGGCUGAUCAAGGGCAAGUCCGACCCCUACGGGGUCAUCCAGGUGGCCAAUCAGCUGUUCCAGAGCCGCGUCAUCAAGGAGAACGUCAACCCGCGCUGGAACGAGGUCUAUGAGGCAUUGGUGUAUGAUCACCCUGGGCAGAGUCUUGAUAUUGAGCUGUUUGACGAGGACACCGAUAAAGAUGACUUUCUUGGCAGUCUGACAAUUGAUGUGGCGGAGCUGGAGAAACAGCAGAGAGUGGAUGAGUGGUUUCAAUUGGAAGAAGUGGCUUCAGGGAAGCUACAUCUGAAGCUGGAGUGGCUUUCUCUGUUACCUGCACCAGACAAGCUUGACCAGGUUCUCAGCGGUAUAAAAGCGGAGAAGGGUCAGGCUGAUGAUGGACUCUCAUCUGCUCUGCUGUUAGUGCACCUGGACUCAGCAAAACACCUGCCGCGCAAUCCUUUAGAAUUCAAUCAUGCGGGGUUGAAGAAGACUUCUGUCAAUAAAGCACUAAAGUCAGGGAAGAAGGUGACGAGUGACCCAAGCCCCUUUGUGCAGUUCACCGUGGGACACAAGAGCUACGAGAGCAAGACGCGGUAUAAGACCAAUGAACCAGUCUGGGAGGAAGCUUUCACAUUCCUGAUACACAAUCCAAAGACACAGCAGCUGGAGGUUGAGGUGAAGGAUGAGAAGCAUGAGUGCACUCUGGGCACGCUCAGUCUUCCCGUCUCUCAGCUGCUGGACGCUGACCAGAUGACCCUAAACCAGCGCUUCCCUCUCAACCAAUCAGGGCCCAGCGCCACACUCAAGAUGAAAAUGGCACUUAGGGUACGUGUGCGUGUUGAGAAGCUGGAUGUGUCCAAUCAGCCGUCGUCUGUUCAGAUUCGUCGCUCCAGUGUCCCCCCCACUCCCGCCACGCCCCUCCCCUCCAGCAACACACCCCCCCAGGUACACACACACCCUCCUGAGCCGGUAGUGGAGCCGACGCUUACAUGCAGGAGAUCGAGGAGGAGGCGUCCACGGGCUAUCUCUGAUUCGCUGUCGCAGUUCAACAAGGAGCCAACCCCAUCCAUCGCUUCAGACAUCUCUGCUCCCUACGCCACCCAGGAGCUGCAGCACCGCCUGGAGCAGCUGCACAAUGGGUCUCCUAGUUCAUUCCCUCUGGGGGAGGUUCAGCUGACGGUCAGACACAGCUCCCAAAGGAACAAACUCAUCGUGGUGGUGCAUGCCUGCAGGAACCUGAUCGCCUUCACAGACAGCGGCUCUGACCCCUAUGUGCGACUCUACCUGCUUCCAGACAAACGUCGUUCUGGAAGACGGAAAACACACACUUUCAAAAAAACACUCAACCCUGUGUACGACCAGACGUUUGAGUUCAGCGUCUCCAUUGUAGAGCUGCACAGGCGGACCCUUGAUGUGGCAGUAAAGAACGGAGGAGGAAUACUGUCCAAACACAAAGGCCUUCUGGGAAAGGUGUUGGUGGAUCUGUCCCAUGAAGUCAUCUCCAAGGGCUGGACCCAGUGGUAUGAGCUGAGUGAAGAUGGUUUGAGGAAACCCUCUCAGCUGUGAGAAUGAUACAAGAAGAAAACUACAAAUCCCAGCUGUGACGGACUACAAAUGGCCGCCCUGCUGAAGCGUUGUGUCUUAGCGCGCCUGCACAAUCUCUAUGUAUCCAAGGAGUUUUUUAUUGUUGUAACUUUUACUCGUUAUUUUACAUACAAACUUACAUCCUUUUUUAAUGUUUAUCUCCUGAUCAUUAUGCAAUGGGCCGCGUGGUACAGUGACUUUGUGUAGCAACACACGCAUACAUACACACACACACACACACACACACACAGACACACACACACACACUAACUGCCCUGUGGUGUCUGCUACUGAAAGGGAAAUGGCUUCAUUUUGCUCACCAAAACCCAUUCAGUAAGGAAGGGGGGAGAGAGAGAAAGAGAGAGAGGAGAGAGAAGAGAGAGAGGGAGGAGAGGAGAAAGAGAGAAGAGAGGAGAGAGGGAGGCGAGAGAAAGAGAGAGAGGAGAGGAGAGAGAGAGAAGUGAGUGAGAGAGAGGAGGAGAGAGAGAGGAGAGGAUGGGAAACAGAAAGGGACAAGGAGCUGAAGGGAUUCUGAACCAAAUGAAAGUAGACAGAAGUCACUUACCACACCCACCACUCUGACCACACCUACAACACUUGCCAUGCCACCACAGACAUGGUCACACCCACAACCCUGACCACGCCUACAAUCAUGACUACGCCCACAUCACAUCCAUACGCCUGGCCACACCCACACCACUGGCCACACCCACAUCCCUUACCACGUCCAUACGCCUGGCUACACCCACAUCCCUGGCCACACCCACAUGGUCUGCCCUGGUCCCUAGCUUAGUUUACCUUCAGGGAUCCUCUUCAUGUCCCCACUGCUGGCUUCCUUCCAGUCAACAUCAACAACAUCAACAACAUCAACGUCAACAACAUCAUUAACGUCAACAUCAUCAUCAACGUCAUGUGACCUGUAGGAACUACAGAACACGUAGCCCUAAGUCCACCCACCCAAUCCAAUCCACCAGCUCUGGCCUCAGUCAGCUCUGCCCUCCAGCAGCCCUGACCCCACCUACUACACUCAACCCCGCCCUCCAGCAGCCCUGACCCCACCCACUACACUCAACCCCGCCCCAGGGGUCCCAGCUCAUGUUAAUCCUCUGGCCUGUUAGAGCUACACAUCUUAGCUUAGCUUCAUCGCUUCAACAUGACAUUACACUCAUCUGGCCUGUUAGAGCUACACAUCUUAGCUUAGCUUCAUCGCUUCAACAUGACAUUACACUCAUCUGGCCUGUUAGAGCUACACAUCUUAGCUUAGCUUCAUCGCUUCAACAUGACAUUACACUCAUCUGGCCUGUUAGAGCUACACAUCUUAGCUUAGCUUCAUCGCUUCAACAUGACAUUGCACUCAUCUAACUGUACCAUCCCCCUUUGACUUAGCUACUCAGAACUGAACGAUAUUACCAACAUACGCCACCAUGUGUUCAUGUAACUGCAUCACACGCCACCAUACUGUAUAUCCAUAUAAGUGCAUCACACGCCACCUGCUGGUAUAUCUAUAUAACUGCAGCUGUAUAACGAUCAUGUAUCUUGUUCAAACCCAUGUAUCUGUGUUCAUGUAACUGUACUCUCACACGUUAUUUUGUUUAUUUGGCUUCAUCUUCAUCCACACUCACACAUGCACACACACACACACCAGUCUGCAUAUGUGUGUAGGUUGACUGUUAUAGGCCAUUAGGUCACAGUUGGAAGUUUACCUGUCUGUACUGCCACCUGAGAGGGUUUUUGAGAUGCGGUUUACACAUCACGACCAGAUCAUGGUAUCAUGCUCACAUUCCUGUGUUCUUUGUUGCAAGACUGUUCUUCACAUAUUGUUGUUUUUUUUUUAAAUGGAAAUAGUAUAAUUAUGUAAACAUUAUUUUCUCCUGAAAAUGCUGCACCACGCUGAGUCUUGUAUUUUCCUCUGGAUGCUAGUCAGUCAGCCUAACAGAUGAGGAUGUUAGUCAGCUCGGAGAUCAGAAUGCUAGUCAUCCAUCGAAGCACACGCCACCACACACACCUGCAUGAAAGGGACAAGUACACUAUCGCUACUGAGCCAACAACCGGGCUUAUGCUAGUUCAGUGCUGAGGCAUGUGUGGUUAGUGCUCUCUGACUUCGAGAGCUGGAGCUAAUGUUAGCGCCAUGUUAGCGUCAUGUUAGCACCAUGUUAGUGCUGUAUCUGUUCUAUGCAGAUGGCAAUGUUAACAUUAGUGCAGCAUGAUGGAUGGACACUGAUGCUAGCGUUAGCACAGUAGGUUUAUGAUAGCUGAAUACUGAUGUUACCUCAGUAAGUCUGUAAUGUAUACACACUGAUGCUAGCGUUAGCUCCAGGAAUGCUGGUGCAUUUCACCGCUACCCAUUGGUUAUCCUCUAGAGGGGAGGGGCAUGUGCUAGCCACUCCCACUAAUUGUGCCUUACACCCCACCCCCAGUCCCUGCAGGAGCUUCAGAGUGCCUCAGUUUUACCGGUCUACCAAUAAAAAGCUGUGGUUGUAGCCAUGGUAACAAA